GUGAACUCCACACUGACGCAGACCGUAUCCUUCGAUUUUUUUUUUCCAUACAGAAAAAAACCAGAGCCUCCCAAUUCGAUCUGUCGUCCUUUUUAUCCCCACAUCCUCCCUUCACUCCACACAUUUUCCUCAUCCCCACAAUCCCAUUUCUCUCCACAUCCCCCUUUGCCAUUUACAGCCAGCAAUCUUGGGUUCGUUGGUUGUGAAUAUUGAGAAGAAGAGCUGAUGUCUUCAGUGCAGUCAGUUGUGGGGCGACCUGACGUCGUCCCACGACUGCUUUACUCCAGUUCUAAUGCAAGGGACUUGGUUUUUGUUGAUUUUGUUGGACUGGGGUGUAAGUUCAGACGGUCUCGCCGGAAACUUGGAGUUUCGUCCACCACCCCUUCGGCACGUGGUCUGUUAGGACGAAAUAAUUGGUCUUCGUCUUCUAUCCGGGCUGUUCUUGAUCUUGAACGCAUUGGUACUUCCUCUUCUAAAGUACCCUCCCAUUCUGAUGAUGAUUCAAAGCCCAAGGUUGCAAAUUUGGAGGAUAUAAUAUCAGAAAGAGGGGCAUGUGGAGUUGGAUUUAUUGCAAAUUUGGAAAAUAAAGCAUCACACGACAUAAUUAAGGAUGCUCUUACUGCCCUCGGCUGUAUGGAACAUCGUGGAGGUUGUGGAGCAGAUAAUGAUUCCGGUGAUGGUUCUGGAGUGAUGACAUCUAUUCCUUGGGAUUUUUUUAAUGAUUGGGCUGUCAAGCAGGGGAUUGCUGCAUUUGAUACGUUGCACACAGGUGUUGGAAUGAUUUUUCUUCCCCAGGAUGAUGAAUUAAUGAAAGAAGCUAAAACAGUUGUUGAGAAUAUUUUUAAACAAGAGGGUCUUGAAGUGCUUGGAUGGAGGCGAGUCCCAGUAGAUACUUCUAUAGUCGGCUUUUAUGCUAGACAAACCUUGCCCAACAUACAGCAGGUUUUUGUUAGAAUUGGUAAAGAAGAGAAUGUUGAUGACAUUGAAAGAGAACUCUACAUCUGUCGUAAAUUGAUUGAAAGAGCAGUGAACUCUGAAAUCUGGGGAAAUGAGCUUUACUUCUGCUCAUUGUCUAACCAAACCGUAGUUUACAAGGGAAUGUUGCGGUCAGAAGUUCUUGGGAGAUUUUAUUUUGACCUACAGAAUGAUCUUUAUAAAUCACCAUUUGCUAUUUACCACCGGAGAUACAGUACAAACACCAGUCCUAGAUGGCCUCUAGCUCAACCAAUGAGGUUUCUUGGUCACAAUGGAGAGAUCAACACUAUACAGGGAAAUUUGAAUUGGAUGCGAUCUCGGGAAGCCUCAUUGAAGUCUUCUGUUUGGCGUGGUCGCGAGAAUGAAAUUCGUCCUUUUGGGAACCCAAAGGCAUCUGACUCCGCGAAUCUUGAUAGUACAGCAGAGUUGUUGAUAAGAAGUGGUCGUACUCCUGAAGAAGCUCUAAUGAUUCUUGUCCCAGAGGCAUACAAGAACCAUCCUACAUUGUCUAUAAAAUAUCCUGAGGUUGUUGAUUUUUAUGACUACUACAAGGGUCAAAUGGAAGCUUGGGAUGGACCUGCUUUACUUUUAUUUAGUGAUGGGAAAACAGUUGGAGCUUGUCUUGAUCGUAAUGGACUUCGCCCAGCUAGGUAUUGGAGGACAAAAGAUAAUGUUGUCUAUGUUGCAUCUGAGGUUGGUGUUCUUCCAAUCGACGAUUCAAAAGUCAUGAUGAAAGGCCGUUUAGGUCCAGGAAUGAUGAUAGCUGUUGAUCUAAAAAGUGGCCAGGUAUAUGAAAACACAGAAGUUAAAAAACGAGUAGCACUAUCAAAUCCUUUUGGAAAAUGGGUUACUGAGAACCUGCGGUCCUUGAAGCCUGUAAACUUUCUUUCUGCAACGGUUAUGGACAAUGAAGCAAUAUUAAGGCGUCAGCAGGCAUAUGGAUAUUCAAGUGAGGAUGUCCAAAUGGUGAUUGAAACCAUGGCUGCACAAGGAAAGGAGCCCACUUUCUGUAUGGGAGAUGAUAUACCAUUAGCAGUAUUAUCAAGGAAGCCUCAUAUGCUUUAUGAUUACUUUAAACAACGGUUUGCUCAGGUCACAAAUCCAGCAAUUGAUCCUCUUAGAGAAGGUCUAGUGAUGUCUCUAGAAGUCAAUCUUGGGACGCGUGGAAAUAUACUUGAAGUUGGACCGGGGAAUGCCUCUCAGAUGAUUCUGUCAAGCCCUGUACUUAAUGAAGGAGAGCUUGACACCUUGCUCAGAGAUCCAAUCUUGAAAGCACAAGCUUUGCCAACCUUUUUUGAUAUUAGUAAAGGGGUUGAUGGUUCCUUGGAGAAGACAAUAUACAAGCUCUGUGAAGCUGCUGAUGAAGCUGUAAGAAAUGGUUCACAGCUGCUUGUUCUCUCUGACAGAUCUGAUGAGCCGGAGCCGACCCGCCCUGCGAUUCCAAUUCUUCUUGCUGUAGGUGCUGUUCACCAACAUUUGAUUCAAAAUGGUCUUCGGAUGUCGGCUUCUAUUGUUGCCAAUACUGCUCAGUGUUUCAGUACUCACCACUUUGCUUGUUUAAUUGGAUAUGGAGCAAGUGCUAUCUGCCCAUACCUGGCAUUAGAGACAUGUCGACAAUGGCGUUUGAGCAAUAAAACGGUGAAUCUGAUGAGGAAUGGGAAGAUGCCCACAGUAACAAUUGAACAGGCACAAAAGAACUUCUGCAAGGCUGUUAAAGCUGGUCUCCUCAAAAUCCUCUCCAAAAUGGGCAUCUCAUUGCUAUCAAGUUAUUGUGGUGCACAGAUAUUUGAAGCCUAUGGACUGGGGAAAGAUGUUAUUGAUAUAGCAUUUUGUGGGAGUGUAUCGACUAUUGGUGGCUUAACCCUGGAUGAGCUAGCAAGAGAGACAUUGUCAUUUUGGGUGAAGGCUUUCUCUGAGGAUACAGCGAAAAGACUUGAAAAUUUUGGGUUUAUACAAUUCAGACCAGGAGGGGAGUAUCAUGGCAACAACCCUGAGAUGUCAAAACUGCUUCAUAAAGCUGUCCGACAAAAAAAUGAAAGUGCAUAUUCAGUUUAUCAGCAGCACUUAGUUACCCGACCUGUGAAUGUUCUCCGGGAUCUUCUUGAAUUUAAAAGUGAUCGUCCCCCUAUUCCAGUUGGAAGGGUUGAGCCUGCUUCCUCAAUUGUGCUGCGCUUUUGUACUGGCGGAAUGUCACUUGGAGCUAUUUCUAGGGAAACUCAUGAGGCAAUUGCAAUUGCUAUGAAUAGAUUGGGUGGAAAAUCAAAUUCAGGAGAAGGUGGUGAGGAUCCAAUUCGCUGGAAGCCACUUACGGAUGUCGUUGAUGGGUAUUCUCCAACAUUGCCACACCUUAAAGGUCUUCAAAAUGGUGAUACUGCUACAAGUGCUAUCAAGCAGGUUGCUUCCGGACGCUUUGGUGUUACUCCAACAUUUUUAGUCAAUGCUGAUCAAAUAGAGAUCAAAAUUGCUCAGGGUGCAAAACCUGGUGAAGGUGGGCAAUUGCCAGGAAAAAAAGUUAGUGCUUACAUCGCACGAUUAAGAAAUUCUAAACCUGGUGUACCCCUUAUAUCUCCUCCUCCACACCAUGAUAUCUAUUCCAUUGAGGAUCUUGCUCAGUUGAUUUUUGACCUCCAUCAGGUUAACCCGAAGGCUAAAGUGUCAGUAAAGCUAGUAGCAGAAGCUGGCAUUGGCACAGUUGCUUCAGGGGUUGCGAAGGGUAAUGCUGAUAUUAUACAGAUAUCAGGGCAUGAUGGUGGAACAGGAGCUAGCCCUGUAAGCUCAAUUAAGCAUGCAGGUGGUCCUUGGGAACUUGGACUGACUGAAACACACCAGACCCUUAUUGAAAAUGGGCUUAGAGAACGGGUCAUACUCAGAGUUGAUGGUGGCUUCAAAAGUGGAUUUGAUGUUCUUAUGGCUGCAGCUAUGGGAGCUGAUGAGUAUGGAUUUGGUUCUGUGGCUAUGAUUGCAACUGGCUGUGUAAUGGCUCGUAUUUGCCACACAAACAAUUGUCCUGUUGGCGUUGCUAGCCAGAGGGAAGAACUACGAGCUCGUUUCCCUGGUGUGCCUGGUGACCUCGUUAACUACUUUAUCUAUGUUGCUGAAGAGGUAAGAGGCAUGUUGGCACAACUGGGUUAUGAGAAACUGGAUGAUGUUAUUGGGCGCACGGAUCUACUAAGAUCUCGAGAUAUUUCAUUAGUGAAGACACAACAUCUUGAUCUAAGCUAUAUUCUUUCUAAUGUUGGACUACCAAAGUGGAGCAGCACUACCAUUAGGAAUCAAGAUGUUCACAGUAAUGGUCCUGUUCUGGAUGAUAAUUUGCUAUCAGAUCCAGAGAUAUCGGAUGCGAUUCAGAAUGAAAAGGUGGUCCACAAAACCGUCACAAUUUACAAUGUGGACCGUGCUGUUUGUGGCCGUAUUGCAGGAGUAGUUGCAAAGAAAUAUGGUGACACUGGAUUCGCUGGGCAGCUCAAUAUAACGUUUACAGGGAGUGCUGGCCAAUCAUUUGGAUGUUUUCUCACACCUGGAAUGAACAUCCGACUUGCUGGAGAAGCUAAUGAUUAUGUCGGAAAGGGUAUGGCUGGUGGUGAAUUAGUUGUAACUCCUGCUGAGAGUACUGGAUUUUGCCCAGAGGAUGCUACAAUUGUAGGAAAUACCUGUUUGUAUGGGGCCACAGGAGGUCAAGUCUUUGUAAGAGGAAAAGCUGGGGAGCGUUUCGCUGUGAGAAACUCACUUGCUCAAGCUGUUGUAGAAGGCACUGGCGAUCAUUGUUGUGAAUACAUGACUGGGGGUUGUGUGGUGGUGCUUGGCAAGGUUGGUAGAAAUGUUGCGGCGGGUAUGACUGGAGGUCUAGCUUAUAUUCUAGAUGAGGAUGAUACUCUUAUCCCCAAGGUGAACAAAGAAAUUGUGAAGAUCCAGAGAGUGCUUGCUCCUGUUGGCCAGAUGCAGCUUAAGAGUCUUAUUCAGGCCCAUGUUGAGAAAACUGGGAGUAGCAAGGGCUCCUCCAUUCUCAAGGAGUGGGACAAAUAUUUGCCACUCUUUUGGCAGCUAGUUCCACCUAGUGAAGAAGACACUCCUGAGGCUUGUGCAGAGUACGAACAAGUAGCCACUGGACAGGUGACGUUGCAGUCAGCAUAGGCAACAGUGGAGUUAAGUUCAAAUCUGUGGCCUGUUGCAACCAAUCGUCGAAUUGUAAAGGAGAUUAUUUAUGUCUUCUGGCAUCAGAUUCCUAGAGAUGGAAAAAGAUUUCGAACGUUAACGGUCAUCAUCGUCUGAAGCUGGAGGCCUUGAUCUUCAUCGAGCAACCGGUGUUUCAUAACAUGCUUCAGCAGCUGUAUAGUGAUGCUGCGCAUACUUCAGAUGUUAGAUACUGGUUUUUCUGAAUCUUACGAUGGUUGUCUGGACUGGUGCCUGUGACUGGAAAUUUUGGAAUUUGAAACAGCAAAUGUAAAUAUGGCUUUAAAAAGUCCCUUUUGCUGCCCCUUUCUGGCUUUCUCUGAUAUUCCAUGUCUUCCCAAUAAGUUGUAAAUGUUGUCUUGUAUCAUGUAAUUUAUGAUCAAGACUAUAAAUAUUAAACAUAUUCCUUAGACGCAAAA
Molecule: messenger RNA, 5564 nt
Organism: Coffea eugenioides
Lineage: Eukaryota; Viridiplantae; Streptophyta; Magnoliopsida; Gentianales; Rubiaceae
Product: ferredoxin-dependent glutamate synthase, chloroplastic
Exons: 33
Coding region: 226-5106 (1626 amino acids)
Biological process (GO): ammonia assimilation cycle
Molecular function (GO): glutamate synthase (NADH) activity
Source: RefSeq, a predicted model, not a curated record